Molecule: messenger RNA, 241 nt
Organism: Rotaria sp. Silwood1
Lineage: Eukaryota; Metazoa; Rotifera; Eurotatoria; Philodinida; Philodinidae
Source: the annotation of a GenBank genome assembly
UACUAAAAUUCAACCAUGGUUUCCAUUACCAUCAAAUCUUAUCAAUAAGGGUGAAGAAUGGAUACCAGAAGUUCAACUAAAUGCAAUAAGAUAUGAUUCACCGGAAGUAUGUGAUUUAAAACGAUCUGGUAUUGGUAAAGUUCCAUGUUUAAGCUAUUUUGAAACAGAAGAUAGACCAGUUAAAACUAUUCAUGCACGUGCUGCUGCCGCAGGUGGUUACGAUAGUGAUGUGCAAGUAUAA